Molecule: messenger RNA, 677 nt
Organism: Vanrija pseudolonga
Lineage: Eukaryota; Fungi; Basidiomycota; Tremellomycetes; Trichosporonales; Trichosporonaceae
Exons: 5
Coding region: 24-677 (217 amino acids)
Biological process (GO): mitotic sister chromatid segregation
Cellular component (GO): MIS12/MIND type complex; kinetochore
Source: RefSeq, a predicted model, not a curated record
CACACACUUAUCCAUCCCGCAAGAUGGCAGACGACUCAAGAGACCCACAACUCUCGCGCGUGACCGUCGAGCGCGAAGCCGACUGGCUGCGCGUACAGGCCAACACGGACGCAGCACUCACCGCCGCGUUGGAGGCACGGCUGGCAGCCCUCCCCGGCGGCGCGAGAGGGGAAGCAGCGCGGAGAAUACGGCCGAAGCUCGAGGAGCAGGUGGAGCAGGUCCGCGAGCGCAUGUGGAAACUUACGAAGCCGAACCUCCGAGUCAACGGCUUCAACUACGAGGACUUUGUCGAGACCACUGAGCCGUUCAACGAGAGCCUGGACCGUGAAAUCUGGUCGCUGAAUACCGAGCGAGUGCGCUGGGAGUCGGUCGUGGCGGACAAGCGGAGGAAGAAGGCCGACGAGGUGGCCAACCUGGUCGAGGAUCUCGAGGAGCGGCGGGACGCAGCGACGUGGCGCCCGAGCGCGGGGGACGUCGCUGCGCUACCUUCUGAACCGGGAAAACCGGUGGUCAACCCCGACGAUAUUACCCCGCCCCCGCGCCACGCAGAGGUCAAGGAGACGUUCGAGACGGUCAGCGCGCACUUCUCCGAGCUGACGGCUACCGCACCCCAGCAGCUCGCGAGAGCAGAGCGCGUGCUCGUCGUCCAGCAGGAGCUGGCAAAGCUGCCGGCGUAG